Messenger RNA from Abrus precatorius (Indian licorice), 2184 nucleotides. Its product is annotated as NAC domain-containing protein 86-like. The record is from RefSeq and is a predicted model, not a curated record. The coding region runs from base 199 to 2184 and encodes 661 amino acids. Gene Ontology annotation, molecular function: DNA binding. Gene Ontology annotation, biological process: regulation of DNA-templated transcription. The transcript has 7 exons. Lineage: Eukaryota; Viridiplantae; Streptophyta; Magnoliopsida; Fabales; Fabaceae.
CUUUGCCUCUCAUCUCAUCCCUGUGUUUGUCUCUCCCACUUUCUGCCUUUGGAUCUUCUUCUUCCCUAAGGGUUUGAUUUGCAUAAUUUGGUGAUCAUCACUUGGAAUUGAGGUUUUAGCGCACUCAUUGAUAUCUCUAUUUACUCUCUAUUUCCAAGUUGUUCAGAUAAUUAGGAGGAAGAAGGAGGUCCAAAGUAUAUGGCACCUGUUUCAUUGCCUCCCGGUUUCAGGUUCCACCCUACAGAUGAAGAACUCGUUGCUUAUUACCUCAAAAGAAAGAUCAAUGGUCGAAAGAUUGAGUUGGAGAUCAUACCUGAAGUUGAUCUCUAUAAGUGUGAACCGUGGGACUUGCCAGGGAAGUCAUUGUUACCGGGGAAAGAUUUAGAGUGGUAUUUCUUUAGCCCUCGUGAUAGAAAGUACCCAAAUGGAUCAAGAACGAACCGUGCAACCAAAUCUGGAUAUUGGAAGGCCACAGGGAAGGAUCGGAAAGUGAAUUCCUUGGCUCGAUCUGUGGGUAUGAAGAAAACCCUAGUUUAUUAUCGAGGAAGAGCACCCCAUGGCUGUCGCACCAAUUGGGUCAUGCAUGAAUAUCGUCUUGAUGAGAGAGAAUGUGAAACUGCUUCAGGCUUGCAGGAUGCAUAUGCUCUUUGCCGUGUGUUCAAGAAGACUACAGUGAUUACUCCAAAAGUUGGGGGGCACUAUGUUAAUGCUACCAGUCAUGCCAACCAGAUUAGCGAUCAAUCAUCAAGCAUUGAACUAUACUCUGAAGGAAGGGGUGAAGAUUUAGACAGCUCAAAUUAUUUGAUGCCGAUGGAUAUUGGCUCACUCCACAACAUGAGAAAUGAUCAAACUGGUUUCAAUAUUAAUGAUGAGAGCAGGAAUCAUGAGAAAUUGUCACACUUCUCAUCAGAAGACCCAUUAUUUAGUCUUCCAACUUUUUCAUUUGCUAAUUAUGGAGCUAUAACAUACCCUCCAUCCAAGGUGGAUAUUGCACUAGAGUGUGCAAGGAUGCAGCAUAGGUUUGCUAUGCCUCCUCUGGAGGUGGAGGACUUCCCUCAAGUUGGAAUCUCAGAACUGAAGAUGACACAAGGCUCUAGUUCAAUGCACGCAAGCACAAAUGAAACGGAUAUCUUGCAAGAGAUUCUUUCAGUUGCUCAUGCUUCUCAGGAAUUGAUAAGUCAAUCCAACUACUCACAAGAAUGGGGUGGCAAUGAUACUUAUGCUCCUCGUGAAGAUGAUUUUACUUUCAUGGUUGGCACUAAUUACAAUCAUAUAAACGAUAUGAGCUCAAUGAGAUAUGUUGACAAAACAUGGGGAGAUGCAAACCCAAGGUGUAUAGAGAUUGGAGGAAUGGAUGAAGAAUUUAAGGCAGAGAGGACGGUGGAGAAUUUAAGAUGGGUUGGAAUGUCUAAAAAAGAUCUAGAAAAGAUGGAAGAACAAAAGAUUGUUCCAAUUGAGGACAUUUCAAACUUCCAAAUUAACAGGGAAGAAAAUGAGGUGCAAGAAUCCGAGCAACACAAUAGUAACAAGGAACACAAUGAUAGUGACAUCAACGAUUUCUCAUUGGACUUCAUUAAUGAUGACGAUCCUAAUAAUGAGAACUUUACAGAAGAUGGCAACAUGGAUGAUUAUUCCAGUUCUCCUAGUUUUGAGGUCGUUGAGGAAAUAAAGGUUAAUCAUGGAAUGUUUGUUUCGACUCGUCAAGUAGCCGAGACAUUCUUUCACCAAAUAGUUCCUUCACAAACCGUCCAAGUUCACCUCAAUCCAGUUAUAGCAAACAAUCUUUCUAUAGAGAAUGCAGAGGCAAUGAUGAUGAUAUUGGAGAACAAAGGGUCUUCUUUCGCAGCAAAAUUUAAGGCCUAUGUGAUGGGGAAGCUAAUAAAGCCAUCACAGACAAUAGCAAGUGCUAUUGCUUUUGUCUGUGCACUUAUGUUGAUGCAUUGUGUUUAUUUGAAGGAAGAAAUGGAAAUUUGGAAUGAUACAUGUGGUGGUAGUGCUUGUAACAUGAAGAGAAUGAGUCAAUCAUCUGAGAUAAUCGAAUGGAAUGAGUCAAAAGAGGUUUGGUUUUUUGGUGUCAAAAGUGAGAAAGGAUUUAGUACAGUCUUGAAGAAAAUAGGCAUUUUCCUCACCAUAUCUUUGGCUCUUUGUACCAUGUGGGCUAACCACAUUAUAGUUAACCCUUGA